AUGCCGAAGAAAGUAUGUAUCGUUGGUGCCGGGCCUUCCGGCUUGGUGGCGGCCAAGACCUUACUUCACGAUGUGCCCAACGGCACCUUCGAUGUCACUUUAUUUGACUCGCAGAGUCGGAUCGGUGGUCUCUGGCCGUGGGACAAGAACGACAACGCAGGUCUUGUCCAUCCCCGCAUGGUUGCCAACCAGAGCAAGCACACCGUCCAGUUCAGCGACCUCUCCUGGCCUGAAGAUUCCCCGCAGCUGCCGCGAGCAUGGCAAGUUGGCGAGUAUCUUGCUAGAUAUCGGGAACGGUACUGUUCGGGGGCCACCUUUCGUCUUGGGACCCGUGUUGAGACCGCAAAGCCACUUCCCGCUCAUGAUGGGGAGAGUGGUUCACAACUCCGCUGGUCGGUAGAGACACGCUCUUCAGAUGGUGAAAUAAAUGACGAAAUAUUUGACCACCUGCUGGUGGCAUCUGGCUUCUUUGGCAAACCAACACUGCCCGAAGCAGGGCGAGGGGACCACGACGUUCCUGUCAUACACAGCAGCCAGUACCGUGACUUGCCUGGGCUCCUUGGGAAAGUAACGGGGGAAGGCGGGAAAAUUCUCGUGGUUGGCGGACAGAUGUCCGGCGUCGAGAUCGCGGGGACCAUCGCUUCGCAUUUAUCAUCCGCCGUCCACUCGCCUGGGCCCAGUGUCAUACCAAACGCCGACAAAUACUCUGUACACCAUAUUAUACAACAGCCUAUCUGGGUGUUUCCACUGCACACUUCUCCCAAGCCAACAUCCUCUGCUCCCCCGUUUCUUCCACUCGACCUCGGCUCCUACAAUACCGCCAACAAACCUCAGCCUUUAACUAACUCGCAAGGCCACAUUUCGCCGGAAGCUGCCAAGACUACCCAUGGGAUCUUUGGGGCGGUCCUUGGGACCGACCAAUCCGACUUCUCUCCCCAGAUCGCUGUCACAGCCGCGCAGACAGAAGAUCCUCCGUACCUUGCUGUUAGUGACUACUACAUGGACUUUAUCCGCUCCGGCUUGAUUACGAUAUCUCACGGCAAAUUGGACUCUCUCUCGGGCCGUGUCGCGAAUUUAUCUCCAUCAGGAGAAGAGGUUACCGAUAUCGCUGCUGUCGUGCUCGCAACUGGCUUUGAGGCCGCUUCAUCCCUCUCGUUUCUCCCAGCUCCUGUGAAGGAAACGUUGUCUCUGCAGCCCUCUGACCUGAACAACACCGUUGCGCUAGGUUUCCAUGGAACCCACCAUCCCGAGGUUCCCAACCUUGGCUUCGUCGGUUUCUACCGGUCACCGUAUUGGGGCGUCAUGGAAAUGCAAGCCCGCUUCCUGGCGGCCUUAUGGGCAGCCGGUGGUCCUUCGUCACUGUCGCUCUCAGAAUCCCUUCGGAAUGCUCUGCAGAACGACACCUCGAUUAGGCGGACCCUCGAGCUUCGUACGGACCCACGCGCCUCCCAGUUCCCCAUGGGCGACUACGCUUGGCUGAUGCAAGAGUUCGCGACCGCUCUCGAUCUCCCCCGAGUACCACAUCUGGGCGAACUCCCUGCACUCCCACCGACCAACAAGCAAAUGGACAUUCUCACUCCAGCACGGUAUCCGUCUGCUGCAGCUACCGAAGCUCAACGCGCGGAAAGCACGGCUUCCCUUCUCCGGACUGAAGGCGCCAUCCACGCGGGCCUCGGGAAGCCCGCCAAGUUCCUCGCCCGCGCCGUCUUUCGUUCCCUCCUGGGCGAGUGGAAACUAGAUCGCGAUCUCGUUAGCAAGCUUCCAAGCCACCCUUCGGGACGCUUCAGCGGCACAGCACGAUUCCUGCUGCGUGAUGGGACUGCUGACGGGCGUGAGUCACUGUUCGACCCGGAAAAUCCGGGAUCAGAGUACCUAUACGUUGAAGAGGGUGAUUUCACAGCCACCAAUGGGUUCAAGUUUCAUGCCACGAGACGAUACGUCUGGAGGUAUGAUGAGGGAAAGGACCGCUUAAGCGUAUGGUUUGUCAAGACGGACGACCAGUUGAGGGCGGACUAUCUAUUUCAUGAGGUGGAGUUUACCGUUCCCCAGGGCGAAGGGGAAAACACUCAAAAGGGUUGGGAGGCUACUGCUGGCCAUUUGUGCAUUGACGACUUCUACAAUGUCAGGUACGGGUUCAACUUCAAAGCGGUGAAUUUGCAGGAUUGGCGGUUGGCGUACACUGUCAAGGGGCCGAAGAAGGACUACACCAUCGAUGGCACGUACCGGCGGUAG
Dichotomopilus funicola is the source of this 2232-nucleotide messenger RNA. RefSeq lists its product as uncharacterized. The transcript is spliced from 3 exons. Bases 1 to 2232 code for a protein of 743 amino acids. The record is from RefSeq and is a predicted model, not a curated record. NCBI's taxonomy places the organism in Eukaryota, Fungi, Ascomycota, Sordariomycetes, Sordariales, Chaetomiaceae. Gene Ontology annotation, molecular function: NADP binding; N,N-dimethylaniline monooxygenase activity; flavin adenine dinucleotide binding.